Messenger RNA from Cucumis sativus (cucumber), 3710 nucleotides. Its product is annotated as disease resistance protein RGA2. Gene Ontology annotation, biological process: defense response to other organism. The transcript has 2 exons. Bases 124 to 3285 code for a protein of 1053 amino acids. The record is from RefSeq and is a predicted model, not a curated record. Gene Ontology annotation, molecular function: ADP binding. Lineage: Eukaryota; Viridiplantae; Streptophyta; Magnoliopsida; Cucurbitales; Cucurbitaceae.
UUUUUUUUAACAUUGUGUGUGCAAAAUUGAAAGCCUUUCAAUUAUUGUGAGUGAGAAGGUUCGUAGACAGAGUAAAAUUGCUUUUGUAGGUGUGGAGCUGCCUUUAAAAGUUUUCAUCAAAGUAUGGCUGAAAUUGGAACUUUUGUUGUUCAGGAAGUUUUGAAGAGGAUUGUAAAAUAUGGAGCAGAGCAAAUUGUUGUGGCAUGGGAGUUGGAGAAUGAGGUGUCCCUGUUGAAAGAUAAGUUACACGAUGCUGAUACAAUCUUAGAAGACAUCAACAGAAAGAAAUCACACCCUGGUAAUUCUGUGAAAAGAUGGGUGGAAAAACUUGAAGAUAUUGUCCAUGAAGCCGAUGAUCUACUGGAUGAGCUUGUUUAUGAACAUCUUCGACGAACAGUGGAGCAUACUGAGAAAUUUAGCAAGGUAAGUGAUUCAAUCUCAUCAUCCAUAAAUUCUUUUUUGUUUCGUCGCAAGAUGGCCAAGAAAAUCAAGAACAUUACCGAUACUCUAAAUCAACAUUAUUGUGCGGCAAGUGCUUUUGGGCUAGUUGGUGUGGAAACUGUCACAGAAAUAGAGCUUGCGCUCAAUCAGAUUCGAGAGACAACCUCAAUUCUUGACUUCCAAGUCGAAGGAAGGGAGGCUGAAGUUUUGGAGCUACUUAAAUUGGCGAUUGACUCUACCAAUGAACAUCAUAUGUCUGUGAUAUCCAUCGUUGGAAUGGGUGGUCUUGGCAAAACAACUUUGGCCAAGAUGAUCUUCAAUCAUCGUGAAAUUGAAGGACAUUUUGAUAAAACUAUAUGGGUUUGUGUGUCAAAACCAUUUAUUGUCACAAAAAUUUUGGAAAAAAUCUUUCAGGGUUUAACAAAAACUUGUAGUGGGUUGGAAUCCAAUAAGGAGGCCUUGCUUGGGAGGCUGCGAAAGGAGAUGCAAGACAAGAAUUAUUUUCUUGUGCUUGAUGAUGUUUGGGAUAAUGAGAAACACUUGUGGGACGAGCUUAGAGGCUGUUUGAAACAUAUUGCUGGAAAACCUGGAAAUACUAUUAUGGUGACCACAAGGAAUGAAGAAGUAGCGACGAUGGUGGAGCCAAUUUCUAUUUAUCGUCUAAAAAAGUUAUCCAAUGAUCAAUGUUGGGCGUUGUUUAAAGAAAGUGCAAAUGCAAAUCAGUUGCCAAUGAAUUCGAAGUUGGAGAUUAUGAAAAAGGAGCUGGUUAGAAAAAUGGGUGGUGUACCACUCGUGGCAAAAGUUUUAGGAGGUGCAGUCAAAUUUGAAGAAACUGAACUUGAAGAGGAAGAUCAUGAGAUCAGUUGGAUGACAAAAGUUGAAAGCAUUGUAAGGAACAUUUCAUUAGAGGACAAAGAUUUUGUUUUGUCCAUAUUAAAAUUAAGUGUGGAUUCUUUACCAAAUCCCGUGUUAAAGCAAUGUGUUGCCUAUUGCUCAAAUUUUUCCCAAGAUUAUGACUUUCAGAAAGAUGACCUAAUUAAAAUGUGGAUAGCACAAGGAUUUAUCCAACCCGGACAAGGAAGAGAUAAGAACUUGCUAAUGGAGGAUAUUGGAGAACAAUACUUCAACUUCUUAUUGUCUCGUUCCAUAUUUCAAGAUGUCACUAGGGAUGCGAAUAAGAGAAUUGUUGGGUUUAAGAUGCAUGAUCUAAUGCAUGAUAUUGCUUGUGCAAUUUCGAGUCAUCAAAAUGUGGAAUCAAAUCCAAAUAAUUUGAGUGGAAAAAGUGUAAGAAAGUUACGCACGUUGAUUUGCAAUGAUGAAGUGAUUAAUUAUUUGAAUCAGAACGACAUUGUUUGUUUACGUGUUUUAAAGGUUAUUUUUCAAUCGCAUACGGAUUUGUGGAUUCCAAUAGACAAGUUGAUUCAUUUGAGAUAUCUUGAUAUUUCAGAAUGUUCUAUAAACAAGCUUCUUCUUGAAUCCCUUUCUCUUCUUUAUAAUCUACAAACGCUAAAGCUUGGACAAAGUGGUCUACCGAAGAAUUUGAGAAAAUUGGUUAACUUAAGACAUUUAGAAUUUAAAAUGUUUGGUGAUACAGCAAUGCCUUCAGAUAUGGGCAACUUGAUUCAUCUUCAAUCAUUGUCUGGGUUUUUAGUUGGGUUCGAGAAGGGUUGUAAAAUAGAAGAGCUUGGACCGUUGAAAAACCUGAAAGGUAAACUAACUCUUACAAAUCUCUGGAGAGUGCAAAAUAAAGAUGAAGCUAUGGCUGCAAAAUUGGUGGAAAAGAAGAACUUACGUCAUCUAAACCUAUGGUUUUUCGAAACUGAUAAGAGAGGAGAAGAUGAUGAAGAUGGUAUAGUACAAGUGUUGGAAGGACUUCAACCACACAAAAACCUACAAUCAUUGGAAAUCCUUGGUUUUCGAGGAAAAGUUUUGCCUACUGGUAUUUUUGUUGAAAAUUUAGUAAAGAUACGUUUGGGUCAUUUUGAAAGAUGUGAAGUGCUUCCCAUGCUUGGACAGUUGCCCAAUUUAAAGGAACUUGAGAUUAUGUACAUGGAAAGUGUGAGAAGUAUAGGGAAUGAGUUCUAUGGAGUUGACUCCAGCCACCAAAAUUCUGUUGCUUUUCCACAGUUAAAGAAACUCAGCAUUUAUGAGAUGAUGAACCUAGAGCAAUGGGAUGAAGCAACGGUGGUUCUUGAAUCAAAUCUCUUUGGAUGUCUAAAAGAAGUUAGGAUUAGGAGAUGUAAUCCAUUGGCAAAGUUGCCAAGUGGGUUAGAAGGUUGCCAUUCCCUUGAAUAUUUGAGCAUCCGUGGUUGUUUUAAUUUGAUGCUAAAUGUGCAAAAUUUGCACAAAUUAUACCAUUUAGAGAUUGAUGGGUUGAAAAGAUUGCCAAAGGGAAUGGACGGACUCACUCGCUUGAAAGAGUUGAAAAUUGGAGGAUGCAUGCAAAAUUAUGAGUUUAGUUCCGUCAUACACUUGGCUUCUCAGCUUGUUGAACUUGAGUUGUCUGGCCGUUAUGGGUCAGUUGACACCCAACUUCCCCAACAACUUCAACACCUCACUAACUUGCAAGUAUUAAAGAUUACACAGUUUGAUUGCAUUGAAGCUCUGCCAGAAUGGAUUGGAAACCUCAUCUCUUUGAAAACAUUGAAAUGCUCCUAUUGCUUUAAGUUGAAAGAAUUACCUUCGAGAGAGGCCAUAUUACGCCUAACCAAAUUAGAAAAUUUGGACAUUUUUGAAUGUCCAAAGCUACUAGUUGGGGAAGGUGACCAGGAGAGGGCUAAGCUUUCCCAUCUUCCAUCAAAAUGUGUUCAUAAAUCUGAGAGCUUUUAUUCUGGACUGCUUUAGAAGAGGAAAAUCUUUCAGUAACUGACAUAUAUUAACAACUUCGUAUUAAUGUGAUGAAGAAGCUAGAGCAAUGGGAUGAAGCAACGGUGGUUCUUGCAUCAAAUCUCUUUGCAUGUCUAAAAAUGGUAAGUAUUCAGAGAUGUUAUCAAUGGGCAAAAUUGCCAAGUGGGUUAGAAGGUUGCCUUGCCAGUACAUUGAAUAUUUAUACAUAAGUGGGUGUCAUAAUUUGAUGCUAAAUGUGCAAAAUUUGGACAACUCAUAUCAUUCAGAGAUUAAAGGGUUGGAAAGAUUGCUCGAGGAUUUGGUGGGCUCUCUUGCUUGAAAGAGUUGAUAACUGUAGAGUGCAUGCUAAAUUCUCUAAUUUUCUUCUAGGUUUUUGUUCAAUUUUUGGGUUGCAAUUUGAGAAACUUGAUAUCUCGAGUUAA